ACGUGGCUAGACGCAGCGACUGGACUGGAGCUGGUGUUGCUAAAGGACGAAGCAAACAGCGUGUUAUUGUGAAAAAAAGAAAAGGUAAAACAUGAGAAGAGUAUAAAGGAAGAGAGUUCAAAUAAAGAACAGAAGACCUCAUGAAAGCUUGAGACUGUGUGCAUUAAUGGAUUUUGUGUCUCUGUUUCUUCCGUUUUUCGUUCUCAAGCUUGUUAUUAAAUUAAAGUACCCUGAUUCCUUAAUAAUUAGAAGUCUCUUCCACGCCACCAUCAUUCGCCACUACUACCACCAUCAUCACCAUUGAUCGAAUCCUCUCUGUAACUUCUUUCUUCCCUAUAUUAUGCUACAAAUUGCUUCAAUUCCUUCCCCAGGCUUCAAUUUUGUUUUCUCUAGUUUUAGAUUUCCAUAAUUCUGUAACCAAAAUUUUCUUUUUGUUUGUAAUUUUAAUUAUAUCUGGUCCCUUCUUCACUGUCAAGUGUCAGAGAAACCCAUUUGAUUUUGCUACGUUUAUCUUGUAGUUGGCGAUUCUGAGCUCUGGAUUCUACAAAUAUAUAAAAUCUUGAAACUGUUGAGUUUUGAGUAUUAUCCAGCUUGCAACAAUGCCAGGCUUAGUCUCAGCAAAAAGCCCAGCCAAUGCAACGCCGUUACAAGAUUUACUCCGCCAAAGCGACAGUAAAACGCCAUCUCCGCUCCUAAAGCGAACGCCGCCACCCUCCUCCAACCUAAGAGCCAUACUCUCCAAAAAGACUCCAGAGAAGCUAACCGUCGAUGAAUCCUCUUUCGACAAUCCGGAUCUGGGUCCCUUUCUGUUAAAGCUCGCCAGAGAUACCAUUUCUUCCGGUGACAACCCGGAUAAGGCCUUGGAUUAUGCAUUUCGUGCAUCCAUGUCAUUUGAAAGGUGUUCGGGUUCGGGUCUGGAGCUGUCCAUGAGCCUACACGUGCUAGCAGCGAUUUAUUGCAGUUUGGGCCGGUUCGAGGAAGCGGUUCCGGUUCUAAAGCGUUCCAUUGAGGUUCCGAAUGUUGCUAACGGGUUGGACCAUGCGUUAACGAAGUUUGCCGGGUACAUGCAGCUUGGUGACACGUAUUCUAUGCUGGGACAGCUAGACAUAUCCAUCUCGUGUUACGAAUCGGGUUUGAAGAUACAGAUUGAGGCUCUCGGGGAUUUGGAUCCCAGAGUUGCAGAAACAUACAGGUACUUAGCUGAGGCCCAUAUUCAAGCAAUGCAGUUUGAUGAGGCACAUAGACUCUGUGUAAAGCUCCUCGAAAUUCACAGGAAGCAUAGUGCACCAGCAUCCCUUGAAGAAGCAGCUGAUCGACGACUUACAGCUCUUGUCUGUGAAGCAAAAGGAGACUUUGAAUCUGCCUUAGAGCAUUUUGUCCUUGCCAGCAUGGCAAUGAUCGCUGCUGGUCAGGAGAAUGAGGUUGCUGCUAUUGAUAUUUCCAUUGGCAACAUUUAUGUAUCCCUUUGUCGCUUUGAUGAAGCCAUUUUUUCUUACCAAAAAGCCCUAACAGUCUUCAAAUCUACCAAGGGUGACGAUCAUCCUACUGUAGCAUCAGUCUUUGUUCGUCUAGCGGAUUUGUAUUAUAAGACAGGCAAGCUAAGGGAGUCUAAGUCCUACUGUGAGAAUGCCUUGAGAAUACAUGCAAGACCUGCCCUCGGAACUGCAACCGAGGAGAUUGCUAGCAGUUUGACAGAAAUUGCUGCCAUCUAUGAAGCUCUGAAUGAGCCUGAUGAGGCAUUGAAGCUCUUGAACAAGGCAAUGAAGUUGCUGGAAGACAGGCCAGGACAGCGUAGCACAAUUGCAGGAAUAGAAGCACAGAUGGGGGUCAUGUUUUACAUGAUUGGAAGGUAUGGGGAGGCUCGGACCUCUUUUGAGAGUGCCGUUGCAAAGCUUCGGGCCAGUGGGGAGAGUAAAUCAGCCUUCUUUGGAAUUGUCUUGAACCAGCUGGGAUUGGUCAAUGUCCAACUGUACAAGAUAGACAAGGCAGCUGAAUUGUUUGAAGAAGCAAGGGAGAUUUUAGAGCAGGAGUGUGGCUCAUGUCACUUGGAAACUCUUGGAGUGUAUAGCAACCUUGCAGCAACGUAUGACGCAGUGGGGAGGGUUGGUGAUGCAAUUGAGAUAUUAGAGUAUAUCCUUAAAGUAAGAGAAGAAAAGCUUGGAACAGCAAAUCCUGAUUUUGAUGAUGAGAAGAAAAGGCUAGCUGAGCUCUUGAAGGAAGCGGGAAGGGCUAGAAUCAGAAAAGGAAAAUCUCUUGAGAAUCUCCUAGAUUCCAAUUCUGAGAGGAGGAAGAAAGGAGUUACGAAGAGGAGAUCUGGAUUUAGUAUUAGAAAUUGACUAAAGGAUCUGGGCCUUUAGUGUUACACUUAUUUGCCAUUUACGAUGAACUAAAGCACUUGGUAGGUAGUUUUAUGUAAUCCCCUUCAGGACGGCAAUAAAAACUUUUACUUUAUUUUCUCCGUC
Messenger RNA from Jatropha curcas, 2462 nucleotides. Its product is annotated as protein KINESIN LIGHT CHAIN-RELATED 1. The record is from RefSeq and is a predicted model, not a curated record. NCBI's taxonomy places the organism in Eukaryota, Viridiplantae, Streptophyta, Magnoliopsida, Malpighiales, Euphorbiaceae. Gene Ontology annotation, molecular function: protein binding.